Protopolystoma xenopodis is the source of this 510-nucleotide messenger RNA. Lineage: Eukaryota; Metazoa; Platyhelminthes; Monogenea; Polystomatidea; Polystomatidae. The record is from the annotation of a GenBank genome assembly.
AUGCUCUCUCUUUCUAUUCAGGUAACAUCAGAUUCUGGCUACCUAUUCAUCACGACGUAUGGUCGGUUUGCCAACGGAGUCGCUAGCACGUAUUAUAUUUGUCUCGUGUUCACCGGUCUCACUGUCUUCGACCGUGUCGAUCCUGCCUCUCCGUCCCGCAAGUGCUUUUUGCAGUGUGCAAAAUUUCAGAACGCUGGUCUGGCAUCAUUCUUCUCGAUGGCCGCUCUGGCCGUUAAUAGUGCGAUGUACUACCUCGACGCCCUCAUUUAUUCGCUUUCCCAAGUGCCUGAGAAUAACUUGAGGACCGUCUUGACUGAAAAGGCCGGCAUGGACAGGGCUUUACUUGCUUGGAGGGCUCUCGAUGCUACCAGGACCGUUCUGCUCCUUGUCAUAUGGCUACUUGUUUCGUUGGGAGGCCGCAGCUCAAACCGUCUUAUGGAUAAUUUGCACUUCGACCCUAGCCGGCAGGAACCAGGGCCUGAUGGAACGCCGCCAUCCGUAAUUCAAUAA